Molecule: messenger RNA, 276 nt
Organism: Meloidogyne enterolobii
Lineage: Eukaryota; Metazoa; Nematoda; Chromadorea; Rhabditida; Meloidogynidae
Source: the annotation of a GenBank genome assembly
AUGCUAAACGCUUUUGUGGCACGUGGAGUGUUAUACAAGCUUAUUGCUGAAGAGGGGAGCACUAACAAGAAAAUUCAAUUAAAUAUAGUGCCUAUAUUUGAUUUUAAAUUGAACAAAUAUUUAAUUCAUUCGAAUCCGUUGAAAUUCAAAAAUGGAGGCUGUUGGGAAAUUAAUAAAAAUUCGGAUAUUUCUAAUGUUCAAUAUGACUCGUUAUCCGAUUCAAUUAGUGUUACUCAAAAUGGCAAAAUUUAUUUGAUAAAAUUUUAUAAAAAUUAA